CCCGGCGGUAACCGGAGCGGGGGGGCCGCGCCCCCCCUCCCCCUCGCCGGUCCCAGAGCCGCAGCUGCUGCGCCCGCGCUCCGGGGACAUCCUACCCGCCGCCUCUCGCCCCGCUAUUAAUACCGGCUGCCCGGGAGCGGGGCGCAGCGCGCGGCGCGGCCAUGGGGACGCUGCUGGCCUUCGUGGUCGGCGCUGCACUAGUGUCCUCGGCCUGGGGGGGCUGUGUGGAGGUGGACUCGGAGACCGAGGCUGUGUAUGGGAUGACCUUCAAAAUUCUGUGCAUCUCCUGCAAGCGGCGCAGUGAGACCACGGCUGAGACCUUCACCGAGUGGACCUUCCGCCAGAAGGGGACAGAGGAGUUUGUCAAGGUGUGUGGGCGACCGGCGCAGAUCCUGCGCUAUGAAAAUGAGGUGCUACAGCUGGAGGAGGAUGAACGUUUCGAGGGCCGUGUGGUGUGGAAUGGCAGCCGGGGCACUAAGGACCUGCAGGACCUGUCCAUCUUCAUCACCAAUGUCACCUACAACCACUCGGGUGACUACGAAUGCCACGUCUACCGCCUGCUCUUCUUUGAGAACUAUGAGCACAACACCAGCGUUGUCAAGAAGAUCCACCUUGAGGUGGUGGACAAAGCCAACAGAGACAUGGCGUCCAUCGUGUCCGAGAUCAUGAUGUACGUGCUCAUCGUGGUGUUGACGAUAUGGCUGGUAGCAGAGAUGGUUUACUGUUAUAAGAAGAUCGCCGCCGCCACGGAGGCUGCUGCCCAAGAGAAUGCCUCAGAAUACCUGGCCAUCACCUCAGAGAGCAAGGAGAACUGUACAGGUGUCCAGGUGGCUGAAUAGCCCAGGCCCUGGGCUCCGCCUCAAGGAAGAGCCAGCUCUAAAAGGGGACACCUAGGCGCGCCUGGCCGCAGUGGGGGAUGGUGUUCCGGGCCUCCCCCUGCCUCAGAGUCCUGAGCCGUCGGGACGGGAGGGGACAGGGGGACUGGCGCCCUGCACACUCCUCACCCAGCCUUCCUCCUGUCCCAAGGGCCACCUACCGCCAUGCAUGAUGGGUAAAGCAAUACUGCCGCUGCCCCCACCCUUGCUUCUGCUGCCUGUUGAGGAGGGGGCGGCGAGGCAGGGGCAGCGGCUCCGCAUCCCUCCUUCUUGCUGAUUUGCACACAUUGGCCAGCUUCAGACAUGCACUGCUGGGGCCAGCCCCUCCCUGCCUGGCUGGGGGUUGUGAUGGGAGCCCGGAACAGUCCGGGGCAGGGGGUUCUGGCCCCACUGCAGCUCCCAGCAUCGUGUCCCCUCCUGCUUCCUCUGGCUGGACCUGGGGUCCCCUCUCCCUGUGAUGCACUCUGGCCCUGGCCCCAUGCCCCCUUUCACCAGCCUUCUACUGUGGCCACUCAGAAAGGGGCCCGUUCUGCCUCUGUCUCCACAGAAGUAGUUUUGUUCUUGAAAUAAAGAUUCUUGGACUUGA
Heterocephalus glaber (naked mole-rat) is the source of this 1461-nucleotide messenger RNA. RefSeq names its product sodium voltage-gated channel beta subunit 1 (gene Scn1b). Gene Ontology annotation, cellular component: voltage-gated sodium channel complex. The record is from RefSeq and is a predicted model, not a curated record. Gene Ontology annotation, molecular function: transmembrane transporter binding; sodium channel inhibitor activity. Lineage: Eukaryota; Metazoa; Chordata; Mammalia; Rodentia; Bathyergidae. Gene Ontology annotation, biological process: cardiac muscle cell action potential involved in contraction; regulation of sodium ion transmembrane transporter activity; sodium ion transport.